GGCGAAACGUGCGUGUGGUGAAGAACCGAAGUUCAACGCCUACCAAAUUACGGAAUACACCACGAGUAACAAGCAAAGAGGAAGCAUCAUUCGACUUCGCUUGGAUUAGCAGUUCAAUUAGCGAUAGACCACUGUUGGGAGUUACUUGUCUGAUAAAGUUCGAGUUGAAGUUGAAGCUGCAAACGAUUAGUUUUGUACAUCUUUGGUCCACGAUGGUACUGGCGCGUUCUCUCGUUCGCAACGUGGGUUUUUUCCUCAUGCUGAUUUUUUGGUAUCUGUCUAUAAACCAUUCGCUAGCGUUAGCUGCGUCGAACACUUCGAUGAGUUCAUUACAGUCGGGAUCUAAAUUAGCUAAAACGGUCUCCUCGUCACCAGCGGCUGGUAUCAAGUCGUCUAAGACAGCUGGAACUGCCCCUCAACCGCGCAGCUUUUACGGCGGAUACGGUGGCCAUGACCUGAUCGAUCGCGGGUUUGGAACUGAUUUUCUGCCAAUUCUUGCCUUAAUUGGGUUUGCCGUUAUAUUUCUACCUGUACUGGGGGCGCUAAUGGCUUCAUUGACGCAAUUCUCUGCCCCAAUUGGUUUUCCGUUGAAUCAAGCUGUUACCACAGCAACGGUGGCGGGCCGAAGAAAACGUAAUGUUCCUAACGAAAGUAUAAUUAAGUUGAUGAACGGAUUUGAAAAAUUCUACAGGGGAUACCAGGCAGUUCAUGCCUAGAUGUGCAAUGGUAGUCCAUCGUAGGUCACUGACAAGUUUGCUUUAUGAGGUGUUACACCUUUAUGGAUAGACGACUGUUUAGAGAAUGUCUUAGGACUUACGAGUCGUUCGGCGCCGAUGUAACUGUCUUAAGGUUGAACUUUCCUGGAAACAGAUAUUUUUUCGAGCUUGAACAAAGGGAUGGUUCUGGAAAAUAUGGAAGCUCAGAAAUAACCUACUCUACUUGUCAGUGUCCGAUAUUGUCAUAAAAUUCAAAUAUAACGAUCCACCUGUAUACUGAAUUAUUAGAAGCGUAUGCUCAGAGCUGAUGAAGCCCAUGUCAUUAUCAUGAUUUCAAGCAAAAGUCACCUUUAAGUCAACGAUGUCCAUCCCUUUUGUCUCUGUUUCGUCGACCAGCAGUAUUUACUUUCAUCAGCAAGCUCUGUCAGUCUCUUGUCGCUGUGCAUGUAUCGAGUCCACAUCAGCCAUCACCUAAAGAACACACGUUUGCUUAAAAACCAGUCGUUGAACGACCUAUCAGAACAGAUCAAAUCUUUAAAUACAGACGAUCAACAUUCAGCGCCCAUGUUCAGCCGAUAAAACAACGCGUAGUUAUGCUACUGUAAAAGAGUG
Varroa destructor (honeybee mite) is the source of this 1328-nucleotide messenger RNA. RefSeq lists its product as uncharacterized. The record is from RefSeq and is a predicted model, not a curated record. Lineage: Eukaryota; Metazoa; Arthropoda; Arachnida; Mesostigmata; Varroidae.